Messenger RNA from Struthio camelus australis, 4581 nucleotides. NCBI's taxonomy places the organism in Eukaryota, Metazoa, Chordata, Aves, Struthioniformes, Struthionidae. The record is from RefSeq and is a predicted model, not a curated record.
CCCUCUGCCAGGGCUGAGCAUCUGAGUGGGGUAAAGUGUCCCUGUGACCAGGAUGCCCUCACCUGAACAGCAGCCAGCAUUGCUUGCGACACUAUAAACAUGUUCAUUGACUGGCUUUUUCCUUUAAGGAUAGAAGCCAGAGGCCAAAAGAGAAAAAUACCUAGUUGCUUAGCUUAUUAGACAGUGGCUUAGGAGGAAAAAGAGGCUGCGAAGAGGCUGGGAAUUGAAAUCGUGACCUGAGAGUUUCCUGUGGCCAGCUAGCUGGAAGGUCUGCUGUGCACACGUGGCCACAAAAUGACCUUAAAUGCUCCCUUGUCCCCCUCUGUGGGCAGUUGUGCCCCAGCCAACCAUUUUGUGGAGCCUGUGGAUUCAGGAUGCUCUGUCUACAUGCCCCUUUUGCUGAUGCUCACGUUCUUCCUUUCCUUCCAGUUUUCCAUCUGUCGAGGAAGGUGACAUCCGUCGUCCCAGAGAGCUGCCUCCUCAUCCUGCUGGGGCUGGGCCUAGGGGGCAUCGUGUUGGCUGUGGCAAAGAAAGCCGAGUACCAGCUGGAGCCCAACAUGUUCUUCCUCUUCCUCCUUCCCCCUAUCGUCCUAGACUCAGGCUACUUCAUGCCCAGCCGGCUGUUCUUCAACAACAUCGGUGCAAUCCUCACCUAUGCGGUGGUGGGCACGCUCUGGAACUCCUUCGCCACUGGCGUGGCGCUCUGGGGGCUGCACCAGGCCGGGCUUAUGGAUCCGGGCGUCGAAGCUGGGCUGAUGGAUUUCCUGCUUUUCGGCAGCCUUAUCUCAGCUGUAGACCCUGUGGCAGUGCUGGCUGUCUUUGAAGAGGUCCAUGUGAAUGAGACCCUCUUCAUCAUUGUGUUUGGCGAGUCUCUCCUGAAUGAUGCUGUCACUGUGGUGCUGUACAAGGUGUUCAACUCUUUUGUGGAGCUGGGCCCAGCACACAUCCAUGCCACGGACUAUGUGAAGGGGGUAGUCUCCUUCUUCCUUGUGAGCCUGGGGGGCACGGCUGUGGGGCUGCUUUUUGCCUUCCUCCUGGCCCUGAUCACGCGGUUCACCAAGCGUGUGCGGAUCAUUGAGCCUCUCUUCGUCUUCCUCCUGGCCUACGUUGCGUACCUUGCUGCUGAGAUGGUCUCGCUGUCCUCCAUCCUGGCGGUCACCUUCUGUGGGAUCUGCUGCAAGAAGUAUGUGGAAGCCAACAUCUCCCAGAAAUCCCGUACUACUGUCAAGUACACCAUGAAGACCCUGGCAAGUAGCUCAGAGACCAUCAUUUUCAUGUUCCUGGGCAUCUCGGCUGUGGAUACCUCCAAGUGGGCAUGGGAUACAACGCUGGUGCUAGGCACCCUGCUCUUCAUCCUGCUCUUCAGAGCCGUGGGCGUUGUCCUCCAGACCUGUGUGCUCAACCGCUUUCGUCUCAUUCCCCUGGACAGGAUUGAUCAGGUGGUCAUGUCAUAUGGCGGCCUCCGUGGAGCUGUUGCCUUUGCCCUGGUUAUCCUGCUAGAUGGGGCGAAGGUCAAAGCCAAGGACUACUUUGUGGCGACAACCAUCGUGGUGGUGUUCUUCACUGUCAUCGUGCAGGGCCUCACCAUCAAACCCCUGGUGACAUGGCUGAAGGUGAAGCGCAGUGACCACCACAAGCCCACACUGAACGAGGAGCUGCAUGAGCACGCCUUUGACCACAUCCUGGCAGCAGUGGAGGACAUUGUGGGGCACCACGGCUACCAUUACUGGAGGGACAAGUGGGAACAGUUUGACAAGAAGUACCUGAGCCAGCUCCUGAUGAGGAAAUCUGCCUACAGGCUCCGGGAUGAGAUCUGGGAUGUUUAUUACAAGCUGAACAUCCGUGAUGCUAUCAGCUUCGUAGACCAGGGUGGCCAUGUGCUCUCUGCCGCCAAGCUGUCAUUGCCCUCCAUGCCCAGCCGCACAUCCAUGUCGGAGUCGUCCGUCACAAACCUCCUGAGGGAGAGUGGCAGGGGCGCAUGCCUGGACCUGCAGGUGAUUGACACAGUGCGGAGCCGCCGAGACAAGGAGGAUGCUGUGAUGCACCAUGUGCUGCGAGGGAGCCUUUAUAAACCCCGCAGGCGGUACAAGGCCAGCUACAGCCGUCACUUCAUCUCUCCAGAUAAACAAGAGCGGCAAGAUAAAGAAAUCUUCCGUCAGAACAUGAAGAGGCGGCUGGAGACCUUUAAAUCCACAAAACACAAUGUCUGCUCUUCCAAGAGCAAAGCCAGGCUGAAGGAAAAGGGCAGGAAAAAGAAGGGCAUCUCUCUGACCAGCGAUUCGCCCAAUGGGAAGACGCAAAGAAAUGUCCCCUGGCAGGAGGCGGCUCCUGUCUUGGUGAUGGUCAGCUCAGAUGAGGAGGAGAGCAACAGCUCGGAGACGGAGAGAGAGGACGAUGAGGGGAUCGUAUUCAUCGCUCGAGCCACUGACGAGGUCCUGCAGGGAGAGAAGACUCCCAGCAGCCUGGAUGUCUGCCCCAGCCCCUGCAUCAUCCCGCCAUCACCCACCUUGGCAGAGAAGGAGCUGCCGUGGAAAGGAGACCAGGCUGAUCUAGCUGUUUAUGUUUCCUCGGAAACCACCAAAAUCGUACCAGUGGAUAUGCAGAAAGCUUGGAACCAAAGCAUCUCUUCCCUGGAGAGCAUUGCCUCCCCACCAGGCAUUGAGACAGGACCCCAGCACAAGAGAUUUGCUUGCCCAGUGCUGGAGGAGCAACCUCAGUCUGCCAGUCAGGCGAUGCCAGAGCAGAGCUCCUGCUUCCAGUUCCCCAGCCAUGUCUCUAAGAGCAGCAGGUCACAGAGUGACAGCAGCCCGGAUGGCACUGAGCAGCAGGAGCUGCAGCCUUUGAUGGCUGCAGAGGAGCCGAGCAGGAUACUGCCCUCCAUGGAACCCAGGUGGCUCAUCCAGUUCAACAGAGCGAGCCAACUUUGAGGCAGACUGUGGAUGGGGAGAGGGCUGGAGAGCUGCAGACAGGCUGCAACCAGUUGGCUGCUCUGCUGUCUUGCUUUGUAAAGCUUGUAUAUGUCUCAGUAAACUCCACAAGUGGCAGGAGAGCCUGGUACUCCUGCUGGAGCUGUGCUCCAGGCUGGGCUUUGCCCGCACACCUACCAGUGCAAAACUGGUAGGUAAAUGAGCUUUGUGCUGCAAUAGCGGGUACCAUCCACCCAGGGAGGUGCGGACCCAAAACCUCUUUCUUCCUCUCCAGUUCUUACAAUCCUUGCAGCCCUGGGAGGCCAGAUCUGUUCUUCCCAGAGCUCAGAUCCCAGCCUGAAGUGAUUUCGCCAUGGCUGUGCCGCCCCAAGGCCUGGGGGAUUCUGGCUGACAGGGUGUGGCUGCUCACAGGUAUUAGGGCACAAGCUGAUUUUACAGCCUGUCCAUGCAUAGAAGGCCUCCCAGGCAGAGAGCAGGGAGUGGAGGCCAGUGCAUGAGAGAUAGCCCAUCCCCAUAAAGUGACUGAGCCAUUGGCUUCAAGGCCACCAUAGUGUUGUUUUCCCUAGAGCAAGCAUGGAUCUUGGCCAUGAGGCAAGAGAUUGGCUCCUUUCCAUGGCAGCUCUGUGUUCCUCGUGUUAUGGACGUACCACGGAGGCAACGCCUUGACCUUCUCAGGACUGGGAGCUGUGCUCCUGGGGAUCGGCUCCACCGGGAGCCAGACUCCUGGACGCAUACGCACAGGGAGUCUCCUAGCACCCAACCUGCUGUCCCAACCUCACACCAUUUGUCUGGAUGUGUUCCUGAUAUCUGCUGCUGUUCAGCUUUCUGGCUUUGAUAGGAGACGGCUACCCUGCACAGUAUCCUGAGUAUUCAUCCUGCCUGCAUCCCGAUUCCUCUAGUUGCCUGGAGCCCAUCAGCCAGGAGGGCCGACUGCAGUAUGAAGAGGGGAGCAAGUGGGACAAGCAGCAGGUAUGAAUGUACAUUGGGAGCAGGGGCAAGGGGAAAGAGCUAAGUGCGUCCUUGAGGUGGAAAUGGUCCAUGGAGUAUCCCCAACUCUCUCAUGCUAGCCCAGGCCAUGGGUGGGGGGGGGGUCUCCUGUGCCCAGCUGCAGUGCUUGAGCUUUUGUGUGGACAGCCUGGGCCAACAUGAGCAGGUGGGGAUGCUCCUCUUAGGGAAGAACGGUGACCUGGGCUGUUAAUUCCAAAUGUUAAGCCCAUGGAGCUGCUCCCAGUGGAGCAGGUAAAUAACUGCCUGCUCCAGCCUAUUUGGGGAUGCUGAGCCAGCAGGUGUCGAGGGGACACUUAGAUGUGCUUGGUAAGCAGUGCUGUAGCCCAGCACGGGGCAAGCGAGCUGGUGGUACCCACUGGUACUGUUAGCACAGCUCAGCAAAGGCCAUUCUGCUCUGUACCUGUUCCACCAGCUUGAGUGUGAGGUUUUUAGAAGGUUUUUAUAUAGUUUUGCAUUUCUUGUAUGCCUUAUUCUGGUUUUGAUUUCUGAUAUUGGGCCAUACUAAAUCUCUAGUUGGGUCAGUGUUUUCUGUAGCCAUGGGCACCACAAAUGGCUCAAGGCUUAUCUUAUUUGCAAGAAUAUUGUUUUAAUGUGAAAAUAUAUGCAGACUAUUUUGUAAUGUUCAAUAAAUCAGAGUUGGAGCAGG